Messenger RNA from Merops nubicus (carmine bee-eater), 4614 nucleotides. It is a transcript of the gene SMCHD1, whose product is annotated as structural maintenance of chromosomes flexible hinge domain containing 1. The record is from RefSeq and is a predicted model, not a curated record. Gene Ontology annotation, biological process: double-strand break repair. The annotation marks the transcript as partial. Lineage: Eukaryota; Metazoa; Chordata; Aves; Coraciiformes; Meropidae. The transcript is spliced from 37 exons.
AUGAGCUGCUACAGGGAGUGCAGGAACCUGGCUAAAAGUGCAGAAGGCACCAGCCAGAGUGGUGGCUGCAGGACUGGGGGGUUAAAGGGGACCAGAGCUGACUUUUACUUGAAUUCCAAAGACCUGGGAAAGACGUUCGGCAUAGCCGCUGAGGAGAGCUUUGUCAUCACCACCACCAACAGGAAGGAGAUCACAGAGGACAACUUCGGUAGUUUGGUAGUCGUAGUUUGUGGUGAAACGUUCGGCAUAGCCGCUGAGGAGAGCUUUGUCAUCACCACCACCAACAGGAAGGAGAUCACAGAGGACAACUUCGGCGACCUGGUGCAGGAUGGGGUCACCCUCUACCUGCUGCAGUCGGUGGAUCAGACGCUGCUCUCGGCCACCAAGGAGCGCAUCGACUUCCUGCCCCACUACGACACGCUGGUGAAGAGCGGCAUGUACGAGUACUACGCCAGCGAGGGGCAGAACCCCCUGCCAUUUGCCCUUGCUGAGUUGAUUGACAAUUCUCUGUCAGCUACAUCCCGAAAUACUGGCAUUCGGAGCAUACAGAUAAAACUGCUGUUUGAUGACUCCCAUGGAAAACCAGCUGUUGCAGUGAUCGAUAAUGGAAGAGGAAUGACUUCCAAACAGCUGAACAACUGGGCUGUGUAUAGACUGUCAAAGUUUACAAGGCAAGGUGACUUUGAGAGUGACCACUCAGGAUAUGUGCGCCCCUUGCCAGUGCCCCGUAGCUUAAACAGUGACAUCUCCUACUUUGGAGUUGGAGGCAAACAAGCUGUGUUCUUCGUUGGACAGUCUGCCAGAAUGAUAAGCAAACCUGCAGAGUCUCAGGAUGUUCAUGAACUUGUCCUUUCCAAAGAGGAUUUUGAAAAGAAGGAGAAGAACAAGGAAGCAAUCUACAGUGGCUACAUUCGAAACAGAAAGCCGUGUGACUCUACUCAUAUCACAAGUGAUGAUGAAAGAUUUCUUCAUAAUCUAAUAUUAGAAGAAAGGGAUAAGGAGAGUUUCACAGCAGUGGUCAUCACAGGCGUACAACCCGACCACAUGCAGUACUUGAAGAACUACUUCCACCUCUGGACAAGGCAGCUGGCACAUAUCUAUCACUAUUAUAUCCACGGGCCCAAGGGCAACGAAGCCAAUGCUGUAUCAAAAGACCCUUUCAACAACAUCGACAUCCAGAUUUCGAUGUUUGAAAAAGGAAAAGUACCAAAGAUUGUCAAUCUUAGGGAGAUCAAAGAUGACAUGCAGACCUUGUAUAUCAACACUGCAGCAGAUAGCUUUGAGUUUAAGGCCCACGUGGAAGGAGAAGGGAUAGUGGAGGGGAUCAUCCGCUAUCACCCCUUCCUCUACGACAAGGAGACGUACCCUGACGAUCCCUGCUUCCCAGCAAAAUUCAGCGAUGAUGACGACGACGACGACUGUUUUAUAGUGGAGAAGGGUGCCCGAGGCAAGAGGCCUAUUUUUGAGUGUUUUUGGAACGGAAGAUUAAUACCUUACACAACUGUGGAAGACUUCGAGUGGUGUGCUCUCCCAAAGAAGAGAGGAUUGGCACCAAUCGAGUGCUACAACAGAAUUUCUGGUGCGCUAUUUACCAACGACAAGUUCCAGGUCAGCACAAACAAACUCACUUUCAUGGAUCUGGAGCUGAAGCUGAAAGAUAAGAACACUCUGUUCACGAGAAUCUUCAAUGGGCAGGAGCAGCGAAUGAAGAUUGACAGAGAAUUUGCCUUGUGGCUCAAAGACUGCCACGAGAAGUACGACAAGCAGAUCAAGUUCACGGUGUUCAAAGGGGUGACCACACGUGCUGACCUGCCCUCCAAGAGGAUGCAGAGCCCCUGGACGGUGUACGCCGCCAUCGAGUGGGACGGGAGGACCUUCCGCACCGGGCAGCUGGUGAAAACAGUUAAGACUCUUCCAAUAUUCUACGGUAGUAUUGAGAAGUUUUUUUUGUAUGGAGACCACGAUGGGGAUAUAUUUGCCACUGGAGGAGAGGUUCAGAUUGCUUUGGAACCCCGGGAACUGUACGCUGAAGUGAAAACUAUUCCCAUCUCCAAACUGGACAGAACAGUGUGUGACAAAACUGUGAAAAAAUACAUAGAGGAUGAAAUGGCAAGACUUCCUGACAAAUUAUCAGUGACGUGGCCUGAAGGAGAUGAGCUGCUACCAAAUGAAACAAGAUUUGCUGGCACACCAAUAGGAGCGUUAAGAAUAGAAAUUUUGAAUAAAAAAGGAGAACCAAUGCAAAAGCUUCCAGGGACCAGCCACGGAGGUUCAAAGAAACUUCUUGUUGAACUCAAGGUUAUUUUGCAUUCACCUACUGGGAAUAAAGAAAUCAUUUCCCAUAUCAGUCAGCAUGGAGGCAAAUGGCCCUACUGGUUUAAAAAAAUGGAAAAUCUUCAGAAACUUGGGAACUACACCUUGAAACUGCAAGUAGUAUUGAACGAGAGCAAUGCAGACACUUAUGCAGGAAGGCCUCUGCCAUCUAAAAUAUUUAAAUUCACUAUUGUGGAGGGCAAACCAGAGAGAUUCUCAGUUGGGCUUUUGGAGCUUCCUUUCCGGAUUGGAGUACCUUUUAAUAUUCCUUUGGAACUGCAGGAUGAAUUUGGUCAUGCAACACAGCUGACAAAUGAGACAUUACCAAUUCUUGAAGCUAGUGGAUUGACAGUGCACUAUCAGACAAUAACUCCAGGAGCAAAGUACAUGAUCAAGGGUGUCACUGCUAAAGGCUGUAUAAAUAGUUGCCAAGGCAAGAACUUUAAUCUGAAGGUUACUCUUCCUGGUUUGAAAGAAGACACACAGAUCUUUAAAAUAAGGGUGCUGCCUGGCCCCCCUCGUCAGUUGAAAGUGAAACCAGAUUCUGAAGUCCUGAAGAUUGAGAAUGGGACAGCUUUCCCCUUCCAGGUGGAAGUGCUGGAUGAGUCAGGGAACAUAACAGCCCAGCCAAAGCUGAUUGUGCACUGCAAGUUUUUAGGUGCUUCAAACCUCCCUGUGUAUUCUGUGGACUGCAGCAAUGCAGGAACAAACAUUUUAACUGGUCCAGCUAUACAUGUACAGAAUAUCAAGAAAGACCAGAUCCUGAAAGCAAGGAUUGAAAUACUUAAUUGUAAAGAUGUGCCAGCAGUGGAGAAGAUCAUUAAACUUCUUCCUAGCAGUCACGUUGCAAAACUGCAGAUCUUAAGUAUGGAUGGCCAGAAAGCCAUUCAAAUUAAACAUCAGGAUGAGAUCAAUUGGGUUGCUGGCGACGUCAUGCACAACCUCAUCUUUCAGAUGUAUGAUGAAGCAGAAAGGGAGAUCCACAUAACUCCAGCCAUGGCAGAAAGAAUCAAGGUUAACUGGACACCUAAAAUUAACAAAGAACAGUUGAUUCAGGGAUUAUUACCUGAUGUAAAAAUACCAACAUCAGUGAAAGAUGUACGUUACUGUCUAAUUACUUACCUGGAUGACCACGUGUCUUUGGAGAGUGCGUUCACAGUCAGACCAAUUCCUGAUGAACCCAAGCACAUUAAAUGUAAAUUAAGAGGACCAAACACACUACAGCUGGGUGAGGAACUUCCAGGGGAAGUUGAUGUGGUGAUUACAGAUCAGUAUGGAAAUCAGGUUCAGACAGUGACAUCCUCCUGUAUAAAUUCCCUGGGAGUUUCUGCACCUGGGCUUGAUAAAACAAGCUUGAAAAUAUCUUGGCAGGGCAGCACUCUGACCAUGCGGGUGAAGGGCAUUCGGUUCAGGGCGUGCUCGCUGGGCAGCAAGGAGCUGUGCUUCGCCUGGAGGGAGUUCCUGGACUUCGUGCGGGUGACGCUGACGCCCGGGGCCCCUGCCAGGCUGCAGCUGCUGGACUGGCCAGAGCCAGAAAAGCCUCUCACCGUGAUCAAUGGCAGAGAGCUGCAGAAGCCCCUUAUUGUCCAGCUGUGUGACCAGUGGGGGAACCCCUGCUCUGAGCCCAACGUCAGAGUCAGCCUCACAAAGAGUAACAACCUGAAGAUUGUUCCUUCAAACCAGCAGAGUAAGACCGACGAGCAGGGUCAGGCCAACCUGGGAGUUGUUAGUGUGCAGGCGCCGAGGGGUGAGCACACUUUACAGAUUAAAGCCUUCCACAGCAAAGCCACAUUAGACUGUCCUGUAAUCACAUUAAAUGUCCUGCCUGAUCCUGAGAAACCAGUCUGCUUGAAUGUUAAAUAUGACAAAAAUGCUUCUUUUCCAGCAGGAGGCACCUUCCCUGAUUUUAUGGUUAGUGUUCUUUCUGAAGAUGAUAACAUUAUUAAAAACAUCAAUCCAGCUCGGAUUUCUAUGAAGAUGUGGGAAGCACAGAGCAGUGGAACUAGGACACCAAUUGAAGUUACAACGUUUAGCUGUAGUAAAGUGAAGGAUGACAAGGAAGAUGGCUUCUUCUACUUCAGGGAUAAAGUGAUUCCAGAGAGAGUGGGCGCUUACAACAUCCAGUUCACCUUUGCCAUGGAUAAGGCCAAUAUCCUCAGCAGCGACCAGAUUAUAGUUGAAGUUGUACCUAAUGACCCUGUACGCUUGUUACCCGAUUCUUUACCAGCUACUCCAGCAGUUUCCAACGUUCGAACUCUCACCAGCCGUACACUGGUCAAGGACUUGCACCUCCAUGUAAUG